Messenger RNA from Trichoplax adhaerens, 1361 nucleotides. RefSeq lists its product as hypothetical. The transcript is spliced from 6 exons. Lineage: Eukaryota; Metazoa; Placozoa; Uniplacotomia; Trichoplacea; Trichoplacidae. Gene Ontology annotation, cellular component: membrane. Bases 1 to 1272 code for a protein of 423 amino acids. The record is from RefSeq and is a predicted model, not a curated record. Gene Ontology annotation, molecular function: calcium, potassium:sodium antiporter activity; calcium channel activity. Gene Ontology annotation, biological process: calcium ion transmembrane transport; intracellular calcium ion homeostasis.
AUGUUUGUUGCUUUAUCUAUCGUAUGCGAUAAUUAUUUUGUGCCUACUUUAGAAGUUAUUGUAGUAAAAUGGAGUAUUUCAGAAGACGUAGCUGGGGCAACAUUUAUGGCUGCUGGUGGUAGUGCACCUGAGUUAUUCACAUCUUUAAUUGGUACCUUUAUCGCACGUUCUAACGUUGGAUUUGGCACAAUCAUCGGUUCAGCUGUUUUUAAUAUUUUAUUCGUUAUUGGCAUGUGUGCAAUAUUAUCAAAGCAAGUGCUUCAAGUUACUUGGUGGCCAUUGUUUAGAGAUUGUAUAUUUUAUUUAUUGGCUCUUUGCGCGCUAGUAAUUGCCUUCACAGAUUCUGAAGUUUACUGGUAUGAAUCCUUAUUACUGAUUCUUUUCUAUAUAAUCUAUUGCACCUUCAUGAAAUAUAAUGCGGUCAUAGAAGUUACGGUAAAAAAACAGCUUAUUAGAUGGAGAAUAAUUACAGCGACUCCAGUCUCUCAUGAUCAAUUGCCAACUGGCAAUCAAGCUGAAGAAAGUAGUAAGGCGACCUUAACUUCGAAUUUUACCAUAGAGGAUAGAUCAGUUACCGGGUCUUCUGAUAACGCAAGAAAUUCUACAAUUGAAGAAUGCGAAAACGGGAAGAAAGUGGAUAUUGAAUUAGAAGAGGAAUAUGAAAAUGAAGGUUUCAGUCUUUCAUGGCCUAAAUCAUUUAAACGGAGAGCUAUUUAUAUCAUCGUACUACCCAUUUCCUUUCUCUUGUACUACACGUUACCAAAUGUCGCAAGACCGAGAGGCAAGCGAUAUUACUUAGUUGGAUUUAUUGGCAGCAUUGUAUGGAUUGCAGUUUACUCCUACUUUAUGGUUUGGUGGUCUAAUGAAAUAGGUAUUACUAUUGGAAUCCCACCAGAGAUUAUGGGCCUCACCAUACUGGCUGCUGGAACUAGUAUCCCUGAUUUAAUAACAAGUGUAAUUGUUGCACGAAAGGGAUUUGGUGAUAUGGCUGUUUCAAGUUCUGUUGGCAGUAAUCUCUUCGAUGUUACAUUAGGAUUACCAUUCCCUUGGCUGUUGUACAGUAUUAUUUUCGGGUUUCCUGUAUCCGUGGAAAGUCGAGGUUUAGCCUGUUCGGUCAUUUUAUUGCUGUCAAUGGUGGUAUUUGUUAUAAUGACAAUAGCUUUAUUCAGGUGGCGACUAAAUAAAUCACUAGGCUUUCUAUUUUUAAUUUUGUACGUAGGUUUUGUCGUAAUUAGCAUUCUAAUGCAAAACGGAGCGAUUCCGUGUCUGUAGCUAUGCUAUUGUAUAACAAAAUCUUAAGUUAGAUGCCUUUAUUAAAUUUGACGAACUUUACUGAUUUAACCAUGAUGCCAGGAUGUUGU